AUGUCGGCUGCCGUUUUUCGCAGUGGGACACCGUCACUAAGCAUACAACAAACACAGAACACCGCUUUGAUACUCGAGUUCAACUGCCUAUGGACGAACGAUAUCCGGCGGAAGCAGAAACGGUGGCAAGAUGGUUUCCUACGUUACCACACCUUCAACAAGCGUGUUAUGGUGUACGACGACUCCCGCAACUUCGUUGGCGACGCUCACUGGAAGUCGAGCGACGUACUGCAGGAUGGGGAUAAAGUCCGGCUGGAGAAGGGCGGGGUUCUUGUGCAGGUUGCAGAGAGUACUGGAACGACUGAGACCGAUCUCACGGAGCUGCGGCAGAGCAAGAAGAAAGCGCCUGGAGAGAAUGGCUCAUCACCUGCCGCUCCACGCUCGAUGAUGCCAGCACCGAGACCUCCCGGCUCUGUGAUGCGGCCAACGACCCAGUCGAAGCAUCGCUCCCUCAAUGCACUGCUCGGGACGCCGAAGGCACCGCUUGGGAAGGCUGCUAUGCCAAUACGGUCUCCAUUUGAGGAGAGGCAUGCUGGGGCAGAGAACGAGGAAUGGGAAGGUGGACGUCCGCAGAAACGUCAGCGAAUGCAGCCACCGCAACCUUGGACCAUCGCAAGAACUACCAAGCCCACCAAGGCGAAGGAAGCGCCGUUAUGGGCUCGUACCGCAGACUCAGCCGCAACUCGUCAGAGGCAUAUCCCAGCGCCUAUGGGGCAGCAGCGGUUAGUUACAAAGGAAGUUAUCGAUCUUUCUGAAGAUCCUGUCGAACCACAGCCGAACAAAUUUCUUGAUGGAUUCUCAAGCGAUGCGCUGGUGCCACCUUCUUCGCCUCACGAGCCUGUGGCUAGAAAUGAGAAGCCAGCGACUCGGUCAAGCUCGACGGCUUUCCAGAUGCAAGGUCCCAACCGUGUUAAGGAGAGUAGCAGACGAGUUGAGGCCAUCUCAGAAAAUGACGCUACUCCUGCACGCGUGAGGCCUCCGUUGGCUCCAAAACCAAGAGUGAGUGACGGCGCCGACACUGACGGCAGCCAGCUCGUGGGUAGAGCUCCAGUACCAUCUCCAGAACGACCCCGGCGGGUGAGAACAGAGUCAAUUCUAGCUGACGACGAGACAAUGCGAUCACCAAGCAGGAAUACCAGUAGGACGCUGAGAAUGGCGGCGGGUGCACCAAAGAAGAGAACUCUGCUAUGUCAAGACCAAGUGUCUCAAAAGACAUCACGGACGCACUCUGCCAGCACCGAGGCCGCCAUCGGCACGUUGCUGGAUGCCACUUCCGAAGGCUCAGUACCCCGUAAUGCAAAAUCGAACAGUCAAUGGAGCAAGCUUGAUGCAAGACUGGCCAGGAUCGCAGAGAAGGAGCGGCGAGAUAGUGAACGCGGUCAAGCAAAGGAUCAUGCUAUGCUCGACAUACACGCCAAAGGAGAUCUCGACCCUCAGGGUGCCAUCGACACGAUCAAGCAGCCACAAGUAGCCGCAGCUCAAGCUCCGCUUACUCUGGCGCAACUCGAUUCGGCCAUGCUGCCAACCCCCACUCGACUCUCGCGGAAACCGCCAGCUCCCGACCGGCCUCCAUCAAGCGAGCCACGCCAGCUCCGAAGUGUCGUCUCAGAGUCCAACACAUGCACCACCUCGGACGAACCAAAGCGCGCCGCAGGUACCCCAGUCCGUCUCACACCCAUCCCAUCGCGGAGACCCUCAGUAACCGGCCCUCCUCAUGCUCCUGAGGUUGAAAAGCGUCCAGUAUCCGCCGACCAGAAAACAGCCCCCCCGUCGAAAUGGAAGUCGAAGAAGCCGUUCCAGCGCGCUGUUAGUCUCAACGUCGCUUCAAACGGCACUUCGACUGUCAUCCUGAGCAAACCAUUCAAGACGCCCAACGCUCCGGACACGACACCGCCUCCACCGCCUCGGGAGCCGGAACCGUGGAGUAGAGAGGCGUUUGAUCUAUUCGAGUGGCGGCCGCCGGGUUGGAAUGAGGAGGGCUGGUGUGUGAAGGCGGAAGGGUAG
Messenger RNA from Saxophila tyrrhenica, 2004 nucleotides. RefSeq lists its product as uncharacterized. The coding region runs from base 1 to 2004 and encodes 667 amino acids. Gene Ontology annotation, cellular component: nucleus; site of double-strand break. The record is from RefSeq and is a predicted model, not a curated record. The transcript has a single exon. Lineage: Eukaryota; Fungi; Ascomycota; Dothideomycetes; Mycosphaerellales; Extremaceae. Gene Ontology annotation, biological process: double-strand break repair.